Molecule: messenger RNA, 609 nt
Organism: Acaromyces ingoldii
Lineage: Eukaryota; Fungi; Basidiomycota; Exobasidiomycetes; Exobasidiales; Cryptobasidiaceae
Exons: 2
Coding region: 222-557 (111 amino acids)
Source: RefSeq, a predicted model, not a curated record
CGCGGUCCUUGUGUGCCUUAAAGUUACACAAAAGACUUGGGCGAUUCUCCGUAUUUAGACUCGAGAUGGCACGGCAUCACUCUUCCAAGCGUGUCCUUGCAGCACGCGGUCCUUGUGUGCCAGACUCCUAAGAAAGAGAGCGAAGGCAGGUAUAUAAAGACGCAUUUCUCGGACGAUGCCCUACUUUUUGGCACCAUUCCUUCAGCAACGAACUCUUCACCAUGCAAUUGUUUUCUCUCCCCAGCAUCUACAUCCUCGCAACGUUGUUUGCUCUAGGUGCUGCCGUUCCAGCUGAACGACGCCAAUGCACAAUCGGAAGACGUGACCUUGUAGAGCGGGAUACGCCAUGCACCACCGACGCGGAUUGUAGCGCCUACAAGCCCAGCGGCGUUUGUUGCACGCAGGACGUAAUUGACAAUGAUCCAUUCGUUCUUUGUGCUGCGAACAGAGAUUCUGCCAACGACAAGAUGGCGCCGGCUGUUAGACAACACCGAGACUUUUGCGAUUCAAAAAACGAUCCUGUGCCCUUGGACCCAAUUUUGUUGUGUAGGUCGUAGUGAACAUUUCUGCUAAUGUUAAAUGCGUUACUACACGACCAUUCUUGUCGGG